Molecule: messenger RNA, 646 nt
Organism: Camelus dromedarius (Arabian camel)
Lineage: Eukaryota; Metazoa; Chordata; Mammalia; Artiodactyla; Camelidae
Gene: LEMD1
Product: LEM domain containing 1
Exons: 5
Coding region: 20-646 (208 amino acids)
Source: RefSeq, a predicted model, not a curated record
AAUUUUAGUUCUCAUUUAUAUGUCUGUCUUAAUGAACUUACUGUUUUUGCUAUUUCAAGGAUUUCACUGUCAGAAAAGAGACCAAACUUUUACCACCAUGGUGGAUGUGAAGUGUCUGAGUGACGCUGAAUUACAGAAUGAACUUGGCAAGCUUGGAUUUUCACCCGGCCCAAUACUACCUUCCACCAGAAAAGUGUAUGAGAAAAAGUUAGUGCAAUUGUUGGUCUCAACUCCCUGCACACUGCCUGUGGUGAACGGACCCAGAGACCAGGACAGAGCUCAGGACGAUGAUGACAGUGAAGAGCUUAAUGCCACUAUCAUUUUGAAAGGAAAUAUCAUACUCUCAUCAGAAAAAAACAAGAGACCCCAAAAAACAGCCAAGGCUUCCACCAGUAACCCAAAAGCCCUGGAUAUCAUCUGCCUGGAUUGUAAAAAUUCUGCAGGAAGAAGGUGUCCUGCAAGAGUGUCAGUCAGAUUCAGAGAACGGAGCAACAUCAGAGAGAAAGCCUACUGCAUCAUAAAGAGAGGAGCUGGGAACAGGAACCUAGAAACAUUUCCAGUGGGCUUGAAGCUUGCUGUGUUUGGCAUCUUCAUCAUUGUGAUGCUUGUCUACAUAACUGUGGAAAGGAAGCCGCUCUUUGGCUAA